Cantharellus anzutake is the source of this 613-nucleotide messenger RNA. RefSeq lists its product as uncharacterized. Bases 294 to 449 code for a protein of 51 amino acids. Lineage: Eukaryota; Fungi; Basidiomycota; Agaricomycetes; Cantharellales; Hydnaceae. The transcript has 2 exons. The record is from RefSeq and is a predicted model, not a curated record.
GGGGUGUGCAAUAUCCCCGGGAAUCUAUUUACUGAUGGAAUCGAUACCGUCGCCAGUUUUCGGCGCCACGCUGAAGCAUGGAACUACAUAAGUCACAUAAUAGCACUAGAUGCACAUCCCGAGAUGAACCCAAUUUGUGGAAUUAAUUUCCUUGAUACGUGAGCUCCGCAAUGGCGCACAGUACCAUUUUGCAGGGGAUCGAUCAUCCUAUCCUUGUUUGCUCGUUGCCAAAGUGCUUACGGUAUUAUAAGACAAGUGGCAAUUCUUAGAUUCUUGUGCUUCGCCUGGAAAGCAUGGGGCCACGCGCGGCAUGUCGGGCUUGGCAGAUAUAUGGAAACCCCUUGCAAUGUAUGUGGGUAGUCGAUCAUAGAGGCUGGAGUCUGGAGUCCUGCCUAUAUAUGGGUGCCCAAGAGCCACCUCCCUUGUUAGCAACCACGUUUUGGGGUUGACAUUGUUGACUAUGGGUCGUAUACUUUCGGCGUUCCAAUUACCGCCCACGGACGGUCGACUUAUCACUUUCCUCCGGAUUUCUAAUUUGCCUUGUUGGGCGGGACAAAAAGGUGUGAUCGCUCUUGGAAGCCGAACAGGCUUAUUGCCUUGCCUGGAAUUAUGC